Sphaeroforma arctica JP610 is the source of this 245-nucleotide messenger RNA. RefSeq lists its product as hypothetical. The record is from RefSeq and is a predicted model, not a curated record. Lineage: Eukaryota; Ichthyosporea; Ichthyophonida. The annotation marks the transcript as partial. The transcript has 3 exons.
AUACAGUCGGCCUGGGUGGUCCGGAAGAAGCCGAAUUGCUUGUGCUGAAAAUGAUUGAGAAGGGCCGAAUCCACGCCAAGAUCAACCAGGCUAACGGUACAGUGUCCUUCGACGAAUCGCCUCAGGACUUUGGUGCACGCGACACCACGCUGUUGCUGAAUGCUCAGAUAGAGUCGCUGAUCAAACUAAAUCAGUCAGUUCUCUUGGCGGAUCAGCACGUGCAGGACACCAUGGACUUGGCUAAG